AUGGCAAAAGGAGAUGAGAACCUAAAAGUAAUCCAUAGAAUCAAGAACUCUUCAUCAGCUUAUUUUCAUGGCGACGACAAAUACGAUAAUACUGAAAAAAAUUCAGAUCAUGAAUAUAUUCCCAUUGAUCUAACGAGGGAGAUACUUAUGAGACUGCCUGCAAAAUCUAUCUUGAGGUUUCGUUGUGUAUCAAAGCUAUGGUUGUCUAUCACCACCGAACAAGAUUUCAUCAAUUCGUUCACGGUACGACAAUCAUCAAUUCCUUCCCAAAGUCUUCUUCUCAACUUCACCAGUUAUGAUAAUGAGAGGAAGCACGUCUUCUGCAUGCUGCCAUUUCAUGAGAAGUCCACAAGUUAUUCUGAUGUGCACAAUUUUCAUAUCAUUCCCCCUGGAAAAGAUUAUCAAAGCUGCAGUAGCACUUCUGUCAAUGGCUUGAUCACUUUCGGAAACAAGACAGAAAUUGUAAUUUGGAAUCCCACCAUGAAAGAACAUAUAACCUUGCUUAAACCUAAAAACCCUAUGGAGAAUUAUAAGAUAAUAGGUUGCCGUUUAGGAUACGAUCCUAUGGAGAAUAUAUAUAAACUACUAUUGAUGGCCUAUUAUCCCUGUGCUUAUAAAUUAAAGGAAGAAUAUCAAAACCCUCAAAUUCUUACAUUAGGAUCUCAAGAAUCAUGGAGGGUGAUAAAAAAUAGCCCUGAUCAUCAGGCUAGUAGUGAUUAUUAUUGCAUCAAAGGAGUUGUGUAUUAUAGAGCAAAUAUAUCUUUUGAAGAAGACCGAGACGAUCAUAGUGUUAUCCCUUCGUUUCCCAAAGCAAUCCUGGUUAUGAAAUUGAAAGAGAUCAUUAUGAGUUUUGAUGUGAGGUCCGAACAGUUCAAAUCAAUCCAAAUACCUGGUCGUGCGCCCCGACAUGAAUCAAAUCUUCACGAAUGUUUAAUGAGUUACCAAGGAAAAUUAGCAUGGGUUUGCAGUUAUUCAAAUAUUAUCAAAAUAUGGGUUUGGCAGGAUGCUGAAAAACAAGAAUGGUCAGAAAAUGAAUUUGUUAUACCUAUGCCUAUAAGAGAUUUGGUUGGGAGGACUUGGUCGUUAAAUGGUGCCACUAGUGCUGGUGAGUUUAUCUAUGUAGCAAAAUCAGGAAAAUUGUUUAAAGAUAUUUCUGUUUUUAUUUAUGAUCCGGUGAGAGAGACGAUCAGAAAUGUCAAAGGACUUGACUAUGAGAAAUUUAGGCGUUGUUAUGGAUCUAGCAACGAAAGAAUGUAUUUUCUCACAUCUUAUCCGGAUCACAUCGAGAGUCUCAUAUCUCCAAAAACUCUCGUGUGAUUAUGUCUUUCAUGUGUUUUAGGUUUUUGUUGUAUUCCUUUUGGAAAAACAAAAACAAAAAUCUAAUCUGAGAG
Messenger RNA from Camelina sativa (false flax), 1391 nucleotides. RefSeq names its product putative F-box protein At4g21240. The record is from RefSeq and is a predicted model, not a curated record. Gene Ontology annotation, molecular function: protein binding. Lineage: Eukaryota; Viridiplantae; Streptophyta; Magnoliopsida; Brassicales; Brassicaceae.